CGGCAUCAGGCGGAGGGAUGCUAAGUGAUAUCCGUUAUCCGUUAUCCCCCAGGCAACCAGGGUUGGCAAGUUUCCCAACCGCCGAUUUCUGCCCACUGCUUCUGCGCAUGCGCAAUGCCCUCGCCGCGUUUCUUCAGGACGCGUUCCUCUUGGUAUUUGGUCCGCGGAACUCUCCGUAGUCAGAAGUGUGGCGGAACAAAAGGCGUAAACGGACUGUUGAUUGCUAUUGGUGGGCGCUUCGUGUUCCCGGAACUCAGUGGGCGUCGCGCGAAGGCUGAAGGGAGUGUGGCGGAGGGUCCCGGGAAACCCGAGAGCCGCCAUGCCUCGAGCACCUACUGUGCCACCAUGGUCCAACACUGUGAAGCCCUCAACCGGUCUGUCCAGGUGGUCAACCUAGAUCCAGCAGCAGAACACUUCAACUACCCUGUGAUGGCUGACAUCCGGGAACUGAUCGAGGUGGAUGAUGUGAUGGAGGAUGAUUCUCUAAGGUUUGGUCCCAAUGGAGGAUUGGUAUUUUGCAUGGAGUACUUUGCCAAUAAUUUUGACUGGCUAGAGAACUGUCUGGGCCAUGUAGAGGACGACUACAUUCUUUUUGAUUGCCCAGGUCAGAUUGAGCUGUACACUCACCUGCCUGUGAUGAAACAGCUGGUCCAGCAACUGGAGCAGUGGGAAUUCCGAGUGUGUGGAGUUUUUCUUGUUGAUUCUCAGUUCAUGGUGGAGUCAUUUAAGUUUAUUUCUGGCAUCUUGGCAGCCCUGAGUGCUAUGAUAUCUCUAGAAAUUCCACAAGUUAACAUCAUGACGAAAAUGGAUCUGCUGAGUAAGAAAGCUAAAAAGGAAAUUGAGAAGUUUCUAGACCCAGACAUGUACUCCUUCUUAAAAGAUUCGACAAGUGAUUUUAGAAGCAAAAAAUUCAAAAAGUUGACGAAAGCAAUUUGUGGACUGAUUGAUGACUACAGCAUGGUUCGAUUUUUACCUUACGAUCAGUCAGAUGAAGAAAGCAUGAACAUUGUAUUACAGCAUAUUGAUUUUGCCAUUCAGUAUGGAGAAGACUUAGAAUUUAAAGAACCCAAGGAACAUGAAGAUGAGUCUUCCUCUUUGUUUGAUGAAUAUUUUCAGGAACGCCAAAAUGAAUGAAGAAUUUACUAAAAAGUAACUGUAUGUGAAGAGCUUGUGGCCAAAUCAGCAGAGAAUGCAAAUCUUCAAAGGAUGCAGUAGUAGACAGCUGCUUUUUUUAAUGAAGGAAAAAAAAAAAAAGAAUACUUGGCCCUUUAUCAGGAGCAUGCCUGAGUCAAGUCCUGAGUUAAAAGUGAAAUCUUGCCAGACACAGUGGUACACACCCUUUAACCCCAAUAGCUGGGAAGGCUGAGAUGGGAGGAUGGAAAGUUCAAGGCCAGUCUUUUCAGGGCUGGAGUGAAGCUUAGUGGUAACAUGAGCAAAGCCCUGAGUGUGAGCCCCAUCACUGCAAAAAAAAAAAAAA
Molecule: messenger RNA, 1477 nt
Organism: Marmota flaviventris (yellow-bellied marmot)
Lineage: Eukaryota; Metazoa; Chordata; Mammalia; Rodentia; Sciuridae
Gene: Gpn3
Product: GPN-loop GTPase 3
Molecular function (GO): GTPase activity
Source: RefSeq, a predicted model, not a curated record